Molecule: messenger RNA, 498 nt
Organism: Mercurialis annua (annual mercury)
Lineage: Eukaryota; Viridiplantae; Streptophyta; Magnoliopsida; Malpighiales; Euphorbiaceae
Product: early nodulin-75-like
Exons: 4
Coding region: 1-498 (165 amino acids)
Source: RefSeq, a predicted model, not a curated record
AUGACUGACAAGAGUUUGGUUUUUGAGUUGUUUGGUGUUGACUGCGGUGAUUAUUACGCGCUGAUAAAGAGCAGUGCCGUUGUCGAUCCUCCGGCUCCUCCUCGGCGUGCCGAUGCUAAUCCUCCAGCUACACAUGCUAAUCCUCCAGCUCUUCCUCAUGAGCCUCCGAUUCUUCCUCAUGAGCGUGCUGCCGGUCAUGAUCCUCCAGCUCGUCCUCAUGAGCCUCCAGCUCGUCCUCAUGAGUGCGCCGCCGAUGCUGAUCCUCCAACUCUUCCUCAUGUGCGUGCCGCCGGUGCUGAUCCUCCACAAUCCUUUCUAAUGAAUCUGCCUUAUGAUUUUAAAACUCGCCCCCCACAUGAGCGUGCCGCCAGUACUGAUCAUCCAGCUCUUCCUCAUGAGCCUCCGGCUCGUCCUCAUGAGUGUGCUGUCGGUGCUAAUGCUCAAGCUAAACCUCAUGGGCGUGCCGCCGGUGCUGAUCCUCCAGCUCUUCCUCAUUAG